Durusdinium trenchii is the source of this 1722-nucleotide messenger RNA. The record is from the annotation of a GenBank genome assembly. Lineage: Eukaryota; Dinophyceae; Suessiales; Symbiodiniaceae.
AUGCUGCGACUCACUACGAACUCACUCCCACCCAUUCUUUCCGUCCAGGACUUGAACCACCAUGCGAACUACGAGCACCUCUCCUGCGUGGCCUCCUUGCUAAGUGGCCUGGCCAAGUACCGCGAUGCCUUUGUGAUCGAUGUCAUCGACUCGUUGCUGGAGAACAUCCAGGUGACCCUCGAGCGGAACGACUUCCGGGAGAUGCCAUUGAGGGUCCGGCAGGUGAAGUUGGUGGGGGAGCUUUACAACUACCGCCUGGUCGACUCGGUCUUGGUCUUUGAUUCCUUGUACCAGUGCGCCGGGUUCAUCGGCUUCGGUGGCCCGAGCUCCUUCCGCGCGAGUCAGCACAUCACAGCUGGGGAGCUCUGGGUGGUGGAGGGAUGGCAAAUGAAGGCACACAAGCUGGUGGAGAGAGUGCGGGGCCUGUUGUUCCAGUUGCAAGCGACUGUGGGGAGCGAACGAUGGCGAUGGGCUUUAUGCCAAGCUGUGCUGUUCUUCCACUUUGCUCCAGCUGAGAGCCAGGGCUUGGCCAUGCGGAAAGGAGGCCUUGGGAGCAUCACUGAGGAGAACGAGGCCACCAAAAAUAUCACCUUUGUCCGGCGCAUUUUCGCCCCUGGCUAUUCUCAAGUUUAUUCUCUUCCUGCUGUACUCGUGUUCCAAUUCCACCGUUUGCGCCUCAACUGGCCACUUCAAUUGAUAGAUGGUUGCUGGAGUCCCUGCGCUGAUGGUGUGACACCGCCUCACUUGGUUUGUCGCACCUUAGAUGCGGCUUGGCAGCCGCUUCGGCCUGCCAUCCAUGCCAUAGCCGCAGUCGCCUGAGCCAGCCUGUCCUCCCAUGUCCAAUGGUGGUGUUGGAUAGGGCUGAUGUGCUCAACCCGUUUCAGUGGCCCAAGAAGAUCAUCCAUGGCUUUCAGAAUGCUUUUGGUGAUAAAGAGCGAUGCAUUUGGGCCGUUCGCUUUGGCAAGAGGGCUUGGCUGCGUGGCAUGGAUUUUAUGAGUUCUCUCCAUGGACUUAGAAAGGAGUUUCGGAAGGCUGUUCUGAUCAAUGGCUAUGUGUACAAGUGCGAGCCCACUACCGAGUCAAAGUACACUUGAUGCCACAUGGAAAGUGCAUUGUGAGGGUGCAAUUGUUUGGCAACGAACUCCUCGGACUUUCUUCGGCAAAUGCUUGCCUGUGCCACUGACAAAUCGUUUGCUGAGGCAGAUCUUUUGUUGGCAAAGACAUAUGACACGCUCAAAGCUUGGAGUGUUGCUGGCCAGUUCCCGAGGCGUAAUCGUUUCAGGCAAGGCGGCAGUGGGCGCGAGCUGAAUUCUGAAUUGAUGGAUCCUGUGGAAGGGUGAAGGGUUUUCUGAAGGUGUUGUUCAGCAGUUACGACCUUCGCAGAAGGUGCUAUUUGGUGAAACCAGCGUGGGUGGCAGUGGACAAGUCAAAAAAUGUCACAGAUGCCUUAACACCAUUUGGCGCUUGGAACGUGUCAUUUGGUGCACUGCAGCUAUAAUUCGAACGCAUGAAAGACCGUCGGUACAGGUCCGAUGGCCUCACAGUAUCAAACCGGUCAUAGUACCGGUCAUAUAGUCUCGACGUUUAAAGAGCAGAUUUUGAAGUUUGGAGAUUUAAGCGGGAGCCAAAUAUCAAGCUACUAGUCAAGCUAUUCCAAGUGCUGUUUGUUUUCCUAUUUGCAGGAUGUGGAGGACGGCACGCAGCCCCAUCCUCAGUUCAACU